AUGAACGACAACGAGGACGCGAGCCGCAUGAUGGACCACCUGCUUUUCGGGAUCGAUAGGCGGGUGGGGUCAGUACUCAUCUAUGCAAUCGAGGGCCCGGAGAUAACGCUGUCAGCUCCAGAGUCAGGUCUAACCACCAUUUUCAGAUUGGGAAACCCCGAGCCUCGAGAAUGUCUCGAGUCAUCAGUCUUCAGCUCACUGCCUUGUGUGGUUGCAAGGGCAGGUUCGAGGUCAUGA
Molecule: messenger RNA, 237 nt
Organism: Chaetomium globosum CBS 148.51
Lineage: Eukaryota; Fungi; Ascomycota; Sordariomycetes; Sordariales; Chaetomiaceae
Exons: 2
Coding region: 1-237 (78 amino acids)
Source: RefSeq, a predicted model, not a curated record